Molecule: messenger RNA, 1397 nt
Organism: Morus notabilis
Lineage: Eukaryota; Viridiplantae; Streptophyta; Magnoliopsida; Rosales; Moraceae
Product: tryptophan--tRNA ligase, cytoplasmic
Exons: 12
Coding region: 108-1313 (401 amino acids)
Biological process (GO): tryptophanyl-tRNA aminoacylation
Cellular component (GO): cytoplasm
Molecular function (GO): tryptophan-tRNA ligase activity; ATP binding
Source: RefSeq, a predicted model, not a curated record
UAGAGUGAGGGGACACAAACGCGAACCAAAGCGAUACCCAGUUACCACAUUCCACUGCAAGCAAGAAGGGUGCGCCAGGAGGAAGUGUCGGAGAGAUCGCCAUAGCCAUGGAGAAGACAGAAGUGGAAGAGCAAACCAAAGACGAAGGGCAAGUUGUUACUCCAUGGCAAGUCGCCGCCAAGGACAGCGGCAAGAUCGACUACGACAAGCUCAUCGACCAAUUCGGCUGCCAGAGGCUCGACCAGUUCCUCAUCGACCGCGUUCACCGUCUCACCUCUCGUCCUCCCCACGUCUUCCUCCGCCGCGGCGUCUUCUUCGCUCACCGGGAUUUCAACGACAUUCUCGAUGCGUACGAGAGAGGGGAGAAGUUUUAUCUCUACACCGGAAGAGGUCCUUCCUCUGAGUCUUUGCAUUUGGGCCAUCUCAUUCCCUUUAUGUUCACCAAAUAUUUGCAAGACGCGUUCAAGGUUCCUCUGGUUAUUCAAUUGACCGAUGACGAGAAGUGCAUGUGGAAAAAUCUCUCCGUGGAAGAAUGUGAGAGACUUGCUCGGGAAAAUGCUAAAGACAUUAUUGCUUGCGGGUUUGACAUUACGAGAACCUUCAUCUUCUCCGAUUUCGAUUACGUUGGUGGUGCCUUCUAUAAGAACAUGGUGAGAGUUGCAAAGUGUGUUACGUAUAAUAAGGCUGUGGGUAUUUUUGGCUUUACCGGGGAAGAUCACAUCGGAAAAGUUAGCUUUCCACCCGUACAGGCAGUACCAUCAUUUCCUAGUUCCUUUCCACAUCUUUUCUCGGGUAAAGAUAAUCUCCGCUGCUUAAUUCCUUGCGCAAUUGACCAGGAUCCUUAUUUCAGAAUGACACGAGAUGUUGCUCCGAGGAUAGGAUAUAACAAGCCUGCACUGAUUGAAUCUUCUUUCUUCCCUGCAUUGCAGGGAGAGACCGGAAAAAUGUCUGCUAGUGAUCCUAAUUCUGCCAUAUAUGUUACUGAUUCUGUGACGGACAUAACGAACAAGAUAAACAGGUAUGCAUUCUCUGGUGGACAAGAUUCCAAAGCGAAACAAAUCCUGUAUGGAGCAAAUCUUGAGGUUGAUAUACCAAUCAAAUACCUGAAUUUUUUCCUGGAGGAUGACGAAGAACUUGAACAUAUAAAGAAGGAGUAUGGUUCAGGACGCAUGCUAACCGGUCAGGUGAAGGAACGGCUUAUUAAAGUUUUAACCGAAUUAGUAGAAAGACAUCGCAGGGCUAGGGCUGCUGUGACUGAUGAGAUGGUGGAUGCGUUUAUGGCAGUUAGACCCCUUCCCAACAUGUUCAACUGAAUUCUGAGAUAGAGAUUUAGGGGCUGUUCGGCUGGGAUGUUUUUGAGUGAAAAACUUAAAAAAAGCAACUCGAGUUACAAUUUU